CUAAAUUAAGAGGAUAUACACACAAACAAAACCCCCUUGUUUGUACUUCAUUACACUCCUCCCAUAGUUUGUAACAGCAGCACAAACGAUGAAGUAGCAUUAGCAGCACCCCCAGUUUCUUUUUUCUUGGUUUUUGUGUGGAAGAGUUUUUGAGUUUCUGAGGGGAGAAUCAAGAAGACAAUGAAAGGGAAAAGUGAGGAGAAUCUCCCGGAGGAAGCUGUCGGAGAAGACUGGUGUUUUUUUUGCUACGAGGGUGGAGAUCUUCGAAUCUGUGAUUACAAAGGUUGCCCGAAAUCCUAUCAUACCUAUUGUGUGAAGAAAGAUGAUUCAUUCCUGGAGGAUGAGAGAGAAUGGUUUUGCGGUUCACAUAUCUGUGAAUGUGGUAAAAGUUCCGAUGUUCGUUGCCUUGGCUGCCCAAGGUCUGUGUGUGAGCACUGCAUUGAGUCUGAGGACAUAGUUGAAAUUGAAGGGGGGAAAGGACUAUGCAGUAAAUGCUUAAAUUUGGCACUAAUGAUAGAAGAGAAUAAGACUUCUGACUCUGAUGGGAUUCAUGUAGACUUUAGUGAUUUACAGACGGAGGAAGGUCUUUUUAAAGAAUAUUGGGAGAUUAUUAACAAAGAAGAAGGUGUGACUCUAGAAACCCUACACUAUGCAGAUGCUAAAAUGAGGAAAGGCAACAGAAGAAAGAAAGGCAGCCGAAGAAAGAAGCGCAGCAAAAAACAAUCUAGUCCUGAUUUAGAAAAGCAUGUAGAAUAUGAGGAAAGCGAGAUCUCUGAUUAUGAUGACUCCUAUUAUGCCAAGAAGAGAAAGUCAAAGCAGAAGCUGGACAGAUCAAGGAAUCCAACAUCCGCGAUGAAACAAAAGGUUAUGAAAACCGAGUUCAUAGGCUGGGGAUCAAAGUGUCUGGUCCAAUUUCUUGAGUCGAUCGGUGAAAAUGUGAGUGAAACCUUGUCACAGCGCAACGUGGCUUCUAUUGUGAAUCGCUAUAUACGGGAAAAUAAGCUUUUCCAUCCAGUUAAAAAGAGGCAAGUCAUAUGUGAUGCAAAUCUGCGAUCUCUGUUCAGACGAAAGACUUUGAACAAACACAGAAUAUCUCAAUAUUUGGAUUGCCACUUUGCUGAGAACCAGCUGUCAUCAGAGGAGGAUGAGAUCGUAGAUUUGUCAGAAGACGAAACUUCUGUAGUCCGUAAAAGGCAGAGGAAAUCAAGUGAAUAUAGAAAGGUGUCUGAAGACGAGAGCUCUCUAGUCGGCAGAAGGCAAAGGAAAAUGAGUGAACAUAAAAAGUCUGAGGAACCAGAAAAGCUUAGCAGACCUCAGUGCCAUUAUGCUUCCGUUUGUGCCGAUAACGUUAAACUUAUAUACCUGAAGAGAACUUUGGUUCAGAAGCUAUUGGAGGAACCUGAUACCUUUGGGAGAAAAUUGACCGGAAGCUUUGUAAAAGUUAAAUCAGAUCCUAAUGAUUACCUCCAGAAAAAGCCUCACCAGCUUAUGCAAGUCACAGGUAUAACGAGGGACUCAAGUGAUGAAAAUGACAUGAAAGUUUUACUUAAGGUUUCUGGCUCAACAAAACCUAUCAGUAUCAAAAUGUUAUUGGAGACUGAUAUCACUGAGGAGGACUGUGAAGGGUUAAGACAACUCAUAAAAAGUGGACUCCUCAAACAACCUACUAUUGCUGAGGUAAAAGAGAAGGUCAGAGAUCUGCACGAGGAAAGAAUGAAACACUGGAUUGCUAGGGAACUGAAGCUGCUGCAGAACCGUAUUGAUCAAGCGAAUGAGAAAGGAUGGAGAAAAGAGCUUUAUGAAUACUGGGCUGAACAAGAGAAACUACAAUCAUCGAAAGAACGUCUGCUGCAAAAUGUUCCGGAUGUGCUUGCCGCUGAUUUUAGCGAACUUGACUUUAUACCUGAAGGUAUUAUAGAUGAUAAAGAAGAAGAUGACAGCUCAUUCAUAUCAGGUUCUGAGAAGAAGGAACACCAGCAAAGCAAGGCAUAUCAGUCUAGUCCUUGUACUCCUAGCAUAAAGCUAAAUACAGGAAAAUCACUGCAGGCUAUGGGCGUGCAUGUUGUCAACUUCACUGGUGAUGUCAAUGGCAAAAAGCGAAAUGCUGCGACUCAAACUCAAGAACUCGAGGAUCCUAAAAGUCCAACAUAUAACUGCAUAAGCCCCGAUGGCGAGAAGAAGGGCCCCUUUUCCCUAGAAUUUCUCAAUCAAUUGAAAACCUUCGCUCCUGCUUCUUCGGAAUACAGAGUAUGCAAGGCAGGGGACAGUGAAAAAAAUGCCAUCCCGCUGGAUGAUGCAUUAGACUUGUUCCCUCAGAACUAGAAACAAGAUCGACUUAUCAUCUAUCGUAUAUAUGUCUAAGUUUGCUGAAAGAUCGAGGACAAAUCUAGUAUAUAUUAUGAUAACUAACUAUGCUUGGUUGAACUUAUUAUAAUCUGUAUACUUUCUAGCCUGAGAGUUUGGCGCGUCAAAAGUACUGCAACACCCCAGGAAACCCUACAUGCUUCCUUGAAGUAUGUGACAGUUUUACCAAUAUCUGGGAAGAUGUUAUUAUGAUAUGUUAUCAGUUUUAAACAUGGUUGUUCA
Molecule: messenger RNA, 2586 nt
Organism: Daucus carota subsp. sativus
Lineage: Eukaryota; Viridiplantae; Streptophyta; Magnoliopsida; Apiales; Apiaceae
Exons: 11
Coding region: 181-2322 (713 amino acids)
Molecular function (GO): DNA binding
Source: RefSeq, a predicted model, not a curated record